This is a messenger RNA of Aspergillus campestris IBT 28561, 1639 nucleotides long. Its product is annotated as MFS transporter. Bases 261 to 1565 code for a protein of 434 amino acids. The record is from RefSeq and is a predicted model, not a curated record. The transcript has 6 exons. Gene Ontology annotation, molecular function: transmembrane transporter activity. Gene Ontology annotation, biological process: transmembrane transport. Lineage: Eukaryota; Fungi; Ascomycota; Eurotiomycetes; Eurotiales; Aspergillaceae.
UAAUAUGUACAACAUCAUUUCUAUUCCCAUCAUCCUGGUCCUUGACUUGUUCCCUAAAUGGUCGUAUCGUAUCAGCCAGAUCCUUGUUCAUUCCCGAAUUGUGCAGCGCCCGGAUCGACUAGUAGUCUUGAUGGAUCCACCUCACCUCAGCCCGGCUUCAGCUCCCCACUCAAUGGCAUCUGAAAAUUGAAUACUUCGACACUCAUAUAUUCACCCAAUUCCUCCAUUUGACUUUCUAUUAUCUUUUCCAGCACAGAAAUAUGUGGUCCUCUACCUCAGCCGGGCGAAAACGCCCACCAUGGCUGUUGCGCUUCCGUUCGUCGACUGCUUUCAUCAUCGCUACAGUCUGGAUAUCGUCAUUCGCAGAAUAUUUCCUCUACGCCAUGAUUGUCCCCGUCAUGCCAACAGCCCUAGUCGAUCGCGCCAACAUUCCAUAUGAAGAUCGAGAAUACUGGGUGAGCGUGCUCCUGGUAUGCGAAGCCGCCAUGGCUUUCAUCUGCUGUCCGAUAUUCGGCUACAUCAUCGACGCAGCUCCCACCCGCCAACUGCCCUACCUGCUAGGUCUGAUCCUGCUAGGCGCCUCCAUGGGCAUCCUAGCAGCCGCGCACACGAUCCAGCUCUUCAUCAUUGCCCGGAUUCUUCAGGGUGGCGCAACGGCCAUGGUAGCCGUAGCGGGCCUAGCACUGCUAGCUGACUCGGUGGCAUUCGACAAUCUCGGCCAGGCCAUCGGGUACCUGGGUUCGGCUGUUGCGCUGGGCUUCCUACUCGGACCGCUGCUAGGCGGACUGGUGUACGAUGUGGCAGGGUACCAUGCUGUGUUCGCAAUGGCGUUUGUCAUUGUCGGGGUAGAUCUCGUGAUGAGAGUAUCCGUCAUCGAAAAGAAAGUUGCGCAGCGAUACCUGAUCACUGAAGAUGGGGAGACCCCGGCUUCAUCCCAUCAAAACCAGGUCUCUUAUCAGACAUUCGCGGAGCCAGCCCCACCAAGUCCAGACAAUGGAAAGCCACGACGACCGGCUUUGUUCCUGAUCAUGCAACAGCCGCGGGUGCUCAUUUCUUGUUGGGCCUUGCUAGUCCAGGGUCUCUUCUACUCGGCUUUUGACUCGGUUAUUCCCAUCUUCGUCGAAACGCGAUUCGGCUGGGGACCAUUCGGGGCAGGAAUGGCAUUCCUCCCAUCGGCAUUCACCGCACUGUUCGAGCCAUACUUCGGCUCCCUCUCAGACCGCUACGGCACGCGCCUCAUAACAACCCUCUCCUUCACGCUCCUCACACCCCCGCUAAUCGCCCUCCGCCUCGUCGACUCCAACACAACCGCGCACAAAGCCCUCCUCCUCUCCCUCCUCACAGCCGCCGGGCUCUGCAUGAACGCAUGUCUCCCCGCCCUCUACGUCGAAACGCAGCAAGUCCUCGACGAGAUGGAGGCCGCUGAGCCCGGCCUUUUUGGGGCGAAGGGAGCCGUGGCGCAGGCGUUUGGCGUGCAGACGAUGGCGCAGUUUAUGGGGCUUUUCUUGGGCCCGAUGUGGGGGGAUUCGUGGAUAGUAGGUUUGGGUGGCCGGUUAUGUCGUUGACGUUGGGGGUUUUGGCGGCUGGAACGGCUGUUCCUGUGCUUUGGUUGAGUGGUGCGAGGGAUGAUAGAGAUAGG